Anthonomus grandis grandis is the source of this 1801-nucleotide messenger RNA. RefSeq names its product potassium/sodium hyperpolarization-activated cyclic nucleotide-gated channel 3-like. The record is from RefSeq and is a predicted model, not a curated record. NCBI's taxonomy places the organism in Eukaryota, Metazoa, Arthropoda, Insecta, Coleoptera, Curculionidae. The transcript has a single exon. Bases 60 to 1745 code for a protein of 561 amino acids.
CUGCCACACCUGAAACGGGACUGUCUUUGUCAACUUUCCUACUGACAAUAUUAAUUGAAAUGUUUAAUAAUAAUUUAGAUCAAUUCUCUGAAAUUCCUAUUAAAAAUGACUCCCAGUUUACAAAGUUAUCGAGCAUGCCGUCCAGGCUAAGAACUUCUCAAUCGUCAAGAUCAUUAUGGAGGAGGAAAAUUCGUAACUUCUUCACAGUGAACCCGAACAAUCCGUUUACUAUCGAGUAUUUUAGAAGUCCAGAGGAAAUUGAACUGGAAAAACAAAGGCACUUGACUUAUUUCCCAUAUACUAUACAUCCGUUCAGUAAGUUCUGCCAGUUUUACGAACCCUUUUGUUUCUUUUUUUAUACAUUUGAAUUGAUAGUUAAAGGACUUGAGUUUGGUUUUGUAAGGACUGAUACCCAUGAGGCGUUUGAACGAAUGCCUAGUGCUCACAUCCUGGGGAUUUUUAUGGAUAUUCUCUCAAUAGGAAAUACGGUAUUGCAGUGUUUCAUUGGAUUAAAAAUUAAAGAAAAUCUAACAGUCGAACUAGCGUUAAGCAAAAUUUUGCUAAAAUAUUUCCGGACGGGGCACUUUUUUUGUGAUUUGUUCUCAUCAUUUCCACGAGUCAUGGCUUACCGCACUGUAUUUGAAGGAUUUGUAACUGUGCAUAGUUUAGCACUCUUAAAAGCUAGAAGAAUUCCGACAAUAGUUUCGUUAAGAAAAUCCACUAGUUUUAUUAUACAUGUUAAAUCUGCGACUGCUAUGAUUUUAAUUAGAUUCUGCUUAUAUACAUUUAUGAUUAUGCAUUUAAUGACCGUUAUGCACGCUGGUUUAAACCGUUUCAAAACUGAUAACCCAGGAGAAAAUAUUACUUAUCUUCAAAAAACUGCCCUUAGUAAUAUGUCGUUCGCUCAGCAGUAUUUUACAAUGUUUUUAAAAACAACUCAACAAACGUUCCAUAUCUCUAUUCCGCAUGUUAGAGGAACCAUCAUACCAUUAGAAUCAGCUUUUUGUCUUUUAAACUAUAUUGUUGGCAAGCUAUUUACCACAGUAUUUUGGAUCAUCUUACUCUAUAUACUAUUAUCCAGAAGAAAUAUUAAAACCAAAUUCGAGGAAAUCAUGACUGAGUUAAAUGAGUAUAUGUUGGCCAGGCAGUUACCACCCGAACUUAAGGCUAAAAUGAUCCAGUUCUACAAGCAUAAAUAUCAAAAAAAGUUUUAUAAUGAGCCUUUAGUCAGACGUUUGCUAACAGACACCUUAAGGAGAGAAGUUGAUGUCUACCUUUGUCAAACUUUAAUCAAAAAUGUCUCAUUAUUUGCACAAUUACCACUGGAACAUUUACAACUAAUCACUUCCUGUUUGAUCCAACAAAUGUAUUUACCGUCAGAUAUGAUAGUGCAAUCGGGAACUCCAGGGAAUUGCAUGUAUUUUAUUGAAAGUGGUACUGUCGCACUGUAUUCGCCGUCCGGAAAUGAAAUUUGCCAUUUAUAUGAUGGAGCUUAUUUUGGCGAAAUAUCUGUACUGUUGAGGGAGCAAAAAAGAACCGCAAGCGUAAUCGCUAUCGAAGUAACCAGGGUUUAUAUGUUGAAAAGACGCGAUUUCAUUAAGUGCUUCCAAAAUAGUCCGAGAAUAUUACAUGAAAUGCAAAAGGUUGCUGAAGAAAGAUUGGAGGAAACGGAUGACGCUGAGCUUAGGUUUAAGAAGAGUUUAAUAACCGAAAGUUUAGUUCUGGCAAGGCGUGGUUAUGUUUAAUGAUGAUUUUUUUUAUCUUGAUUAUAUCUUUUUUUAAUAAAAAUAAGUAUACAUGU